This is a messenger RNA of Protopterus annectens (West African lungfish), 7208 nucleotides long. RefSeq names its product rotatin (gene RTTN). NCBI's taxonomy places the organism in Eukaryota, Metazoa, Chordata, Ceratodontiformes, Protopteridae. Gene Ontology annotation, biological process: ciliary basal body organization; centriole-centriole cohesion; centriole replication. Gene Ontology annotation, cellular component: centriole; centrosome; ciliary basal body. Bases 310 to 7041 code for a protein of 2243 amino acids. The record is from RefSeq and is a predicted model, not a curated record. The transcript is spliced from 52 exons.
UUUGUUGUUCAUUCUUGGGAAUCUGUUAACAUAUUAGCAAUAUGUUUAACAACUGAGAAAUCAGUUCUCAAGUAUAGCACAUUUACAAGGAUGAGAAUUAAGUCUGAAUUGGGUUUAUUACAACAAUGCGACAGAUGAUUUUGAAGCUUGGUUAACCUCGUUUGCUGUCUGUUUUGUCGGAAGAGUAUGAAUGUAGGACCGAGCGCGUCAGUUGAAACAGCUCCUGUGAGGGGGAUUUGAGCACCUUUCGUAUUACAGGCUCCAGUUAUACUAUAUAUCUCUCAAGUAUUCGUGGUUAUUAGAUUAGCAAUGGAUAUACCUACUCUUUUGAAAAAACUAGGCCAUCAUCUGGAAGAGAUCCGAAUACGAGCUCUAAAAAACCUCAUAAGUAAAUUAGAUCAUGGUUUGAUUUCUACCUAUGACCUUGUGCAAGAAAAGAUACUUUACCGUCAUCUUCUGGAAUGGUUUAAUUUUCCAAAGGUUCCCAUGCAGGAAGAGGUACUGGAUUUACUAACCCGUCUUGCAAAGCAUCCGACAGCUGUCUGUUUGUUAGGAGAUAUUGGAGCUGUAGAGUUCAUGUCCCAGCUGCGUUCUAACCUGGAGCCGAAUCUACAAGCCAAAGUAGAUGAAGUACUGGAUUGCCUCUUCAGGUUACCAGAUAUACCUGCUGAUGAUCAAGUGUCCUCUUACCAUUUACAACCCUUAACAAGACUAGCUGACCAAGUUCAUGUUUCUGAACAGCCAGAGGUUUUGCCAGGAUAUUUUAACGAUAUCAGUAAUUUUUUGAGGCAUGAGGUUCCUCCGCUUCCGGCUGGGAUAAAUGAUGCUGUGAAAUGUUUAAAGUUUUCCACAUUUCCCUGGCUGACACUGACAUCAACAGACAAGCACAUUCUGUCAUCCAAUGAGAGCUUGCUUCAAAGCCAAGACCAGAGAUUAGUCCGUAAUACUUGUGAGCUUCUCCAGGAUGUCAUCAUGCAAGAUUUUCCAGCAGAAAUCUUCCUUCAACGGCCAAAGAUCGUCCAGAGCCUUCUGUCUCUUAUGAAGUUAGCAUUCAGUGGAGAUGCCACACACCAUCUGGCUUUACAAGCUGUGUCCUGCUUACAUCAAUUAUGUACCUGCCUGAGGAUCAGACUUAGCUUCUACAGAGAUCCAAACUUCUUUUCAACUAAACAAGAAACAUCAUCACAGAAUUCUUCAGUGUCAUAUUCCCAGGAGACAAGGGUUCCUCAACAGUCCCCAGAUCAGUCUCCAGUAAGCAGUAGCCCCAGGCCGUUUGUGAUUGGACGUACAGGUCUACGACCCCAAGGGGAUGGUCAGGAUGGAGAUGCAGCUUCUUCAAGUGGAAGCAGUUCUCGGGCAAAUGGAAAUUCCAGAGCAUCAACACAGUCUCCUUUAGAUGUUCAUUUAGAUCUCACAGAAAUUGAAAAUGAAGCCUCUCUGGAACUUCAGUUUCAACAGCUUAGUUUGGCUCAGUUUAGUGUGAUGUUGCUGGAAAAUGCUGUACCCCUUCUGAGAACUGGCAGUCGAAGGGUCUUGUUGCAAGUCUUGGAGCUACUAAAAGAUAACCUUCUUCUUCUCAGUAGUUCUCUGUCAGCACAUGUUUGGAAUGAUGACAGCCGUAUAGGACAGGAAUUGAAUGAAAAGCUGCUUACAAGCCUGGAGUCUCUGGGAGAAACAGUUAUUUACCAUAACAGCAGUGCCUGUCUUGAACAACCAGAACUUUCGCUGGAGCACCACCGAAUGGCAUUUGUCAGCAUUGCAAUCUUCGCUGUCAGACUACUUCAGACCCUUCUCCCUGUAGAAAAGGCUGAUGAAGUUUUACCAGAGAGUAUGGCGACUGCUCUCUUUCAAGUGUCUGUGGAUAUGCCAUUCUGCCUCACUUACCCAAAUAUUCAUGAAUCCAUCACAGCUUAUUUAGAAGUUCUGAAUGCGGAGAACUACAGAUUGUACAAGAGAGCAACAGAAAUUGUCCACUCUUUUGAAUGUACAGGCUCUUUUAUGGGAGACACUGACAUGCAGAAUGAGAAGCACUUUCUUGAGUUAGUUGAAGCAGCAAGUCACGCUGUAAGCAGCCUUCCAUACCAUAAGCACCUUCCUCUGGUUCAGAAGUUCAUCUCUCUCUGCUCAAAGAUCUGUAAGUCUGCCCAGGCCAGCCUGUCAGUUCAGGAUGGGAGUCGGAAAGUUUAUCUCAAACUAUUAUCUCACCCUGUUUUGGCUGUGAAAGUUGAGGCAUAUCGCUUCUCACUGGAUAUCACUAAGGAAUGCUUGGGAAUCUAUAAUGUUACAAAGCCAGUAUCUUCUGUUUGCCAUGGAAUUAAUUUUCUUUUGCACACUUCUGUUCUUUAUGAAAUCUCUGCAUUUGGUUUACAAGACUCUGCUGAACAGGUCAACAGUGCUGCCAAGGAGAUCUUGCUUUAUCUGCUUCAGGGACAGUUGAUGAUGACAGCUUUAACUUGGAACAAAUUAAUUGAUGCUUUGUAUCCUGUUAUUCCAAUUCUACAGGGCUUUGCAAGUACAGAAGGAAGUCUCUCUAACUGUAUCUUGAUGCUAAGUGAAACCAGCAGUGAGACAGGAGAUGGCAUUUUUCCAAGGAUAGCCAGACUUAGGGCUGCUCUGAGGCUACUCAUGUCCAUGCAGAAAGCAGUAAGGUCAACAGCACUGAAACACUUAAUGUGGCAUUUGAUAAAUGAAAAUGAAGCUAAUGUCAAGCGCCCCCUUCUGGAAGGAAAUAAUUUGUCUGCAGCAGCUAAUAUGUACAUAAUAGACAAACGCAUGGACUUGAAACUAGAUGAUGCUGGAAGAUCUCUGUUCAAGGAUGAGACCGUUGGAAAAAUAUAUGAAAUCUUCACUUCUGAAGCAGUUGACCUUGUUGUCAGGAAGUCUGCAGCAGAGCAAUUGGCUGUAAUGAUGCAAGAUAUUACCAAGCACGAAAUUCUGAUGCAGUUAGGAGUAAUUGACAAGCUACAGUCACUUAUUCAAGAGUGCAUCCACAAGAAUGGGAAGCCUAUGGAGUGCAUUAUGUUGCCUUGCCUGACUUUGUUGAGGAAGCUGAUUUACGCUGAUCCACCUCUGCGUCAUAACCUGGCACAACAACCUUCUCUACUUCUUUCACUAUUUAGGGUUUCAGUAAUACUGCAGGACAAACAAGCUGUUUUGAUGGAGGUUGCAGCUUUAUUCUCUCUUCUGUUGUUUGAUGAAGUAGCACGCACAGACACUUGGUCUGAUGAUCAGCUGGGCAACUCAGAAUCAUCUCCCCCUCCUCCUUUUAGUUUGCCUGUUGCAGUUCUCAGACGUUACCACCUCCCAGUUCAGAUAGCUAGCCACCAUGCAGUAAGUCCUUAUUGUUGUGUUGUCCCUGCACCUUCUGACCCUUUGAUGUCAAAGCCUGUAGGAAACAUGCUGAGCAUUGCUUGGAACCUUGCUUGGUUUAAUGGAAUUGAGAAUCUUCUGGAAAAGAUGAAAAAUCGUGAAAGAGAAUCAGAAGAAUUUCUGGAAACUUUACGGCUGUCACCAUCAGAUGUUACUGCACUGACUGUAACACAUAUAGACAGUGGUCUUCGAGCCUGUAUUUCCUCAAUUGCUCAGGCAGUAUCUCAUAGGCAAGUGAGCGCUGCAGUUUCCAAGAUGAGCAUCUACCUUCUUAAUGACAGUAUGGCUCUGAAUUUUGACUCGAAUGGUAGCUUGGCUAUACUGCAGUGUCUAGAGUGGCACACUGUCCUGAAGAGAUUUCUGCAAGUGCUGCCCGCAUGUAGUGACGAUGAAAAGCUUUUAGCAGAUGUAGUAACUUUUCUGAACAAGUACUGCAUAGAACAAAAGAAGCAAAACAAUGUUAGUGAUUUAAACUGGUUUCUAGAGCUUCUUCUUAAGGAGGAAACAAAUCCUUUGCUGAAUCUACUGGUACAAGUGGAGUCCAGGAUGCAAAAUGAACUAGAUGAGUUGCAGACUGCUGUCAGACAGAAGCUUCAGAAAGAGCUCAGUGCACUUUUCAACACAAUUCUUUUGUCACUUACAUCAUCUACUGACAGGAAAUGCUUAGUGCUUGCUGGCCUGUUCAGGACAGAAUUGUCUCUUAAACUUCUUCAGUGUGUACGAGUUAGUGAUGCACCUCAUUUCUAUGGUCUUCCGUCCCUGGAGAGAACACUCCGAGGAAUGGUACAUGUAACCGCUUGCCCAGGCUGGAGCUUACAUUCUGUAGCAGUCGAGCCAUUUUCAAUUUGUGUGAAGUACUUGACUAGUCUUCUUGAGGUCAUCUCAUCUUUUUAUGUUGAAUGGGGAGGAAAUGCAUUAUCUUUCAUGGGAAAAGGAGUUACAAAGAAUGCAGUUCUCUGCUUACUUCAUAUAACCAGUGAAAUGAGAAAUAAUGCCCAACUGAAGGACUGGGUAUCCCUCUGGUCCUUACCAUACGAUCAUAAUAUAGAGGAGCAGGCAACAUCUCGCAUGGGUCUGGCAUGGCUGGUUCCACUUUGGGUUGACAGAGACCCUGAGGUGCGAUUUGCGAGCCUUAGCAUUGGCGCAGCUCUCACAUCUAUAGAAACUGGAUGCAUCACUUUGGCAGCAAGCUGUCAGAAUAUUUCUGGAGGGUUAUGGGGAAUGUUGCUGAAUAUUCUCCUGGAUCAGUCAGAAUGCAGUAUGGUUCGCAGAGAGGCUGCAGCUGUCUUGCAAAAUUUACUUGUGAUGCCAAUGCCUUCAACUCUGGAGGAGGCCAGCAACAGUACAUGGCAGAGCCCUUGUGUUCAUGAUGAAGAAGCUGGAGUGUCUCUUGUAGGAGUUCCUGCAUUGCAAGUUUUGCUUCAUCAUUGCCUAUUUUAUGAAUGUGUGAGUCAGAUGGCCCACGCCUGCUAUUUAGGAAGGCACAGUUUUGAGCUAAAUUUUCCUGAGCUGGGCAGAAAAGAGGGAAGGAGUAGCACAGAAGAUUUUGAAGAUUCACUUAAACAUUGGCGAGGUGAAUUCGGACAACCCAGUCAGGUCCACUCCACUGCUGGUUCCUUGUCUACAUCAAGUACUCAGAUUGCUGCAGUAUCAUCUUUGCUGUUGAGUGCUGAAGGUCUUCAGCUAGGUGGUGAGAUGCUCUCUGAAAAUUAUAACGCAGCUUCCAUCAGCAGACCUAAUGCAGAAGUGCAAGGCGAAACAGACACAGUAGUAUCGACUAAUACAGAAGAUUCUCCCGUUUUUGCAUUUUCUGCUGACCAGAAUGCCAUUGUUACACCUGCUUUUCUCUCAGCUGUCUGUGGUCUGCUUACUAAUCUGAUGGUCGUUACGCCAGAGGACACUUUAAUUUCACUUCAACAAAACCACAUUCUGAUUUCUUUCAGCAGACUUGCUAAUGCUGGUUUGUUGGAAAGAUGCCUUUGGGAUCUGAAGACUCCUUUUCCACACCAUAGCUACCUGGAAGAUACAACAGUCCAGAUUUUGUGUCUUCUGCAGUACUUGUCUAGCUUGUCAGAGUUUCUGCAGUGUUGCCUAAUUUUAAAGCCUGACAUCGUGAUCCAGGAUGAUCUUAAGCCUCUGCUAUCAAAUGUCUUCACAUGCUUGUCCAUUCAUUUACCAGAGAAUUUUGAUGCUGAGCUGACAUCUGCAUUUCAUCAGACAUGGACAGACUUGUUUACUCUUUUGACUUGUUUGUUGAGGAAAACUGGCCAAAUCUCUUUAUCAUUGAUAACCACUUUGCUUUCAAAACACUGGACAAAAGUAAUUGGUAAAAUUUCCACCUCUGCUCAUCUCUCUGCCACAAGUCCUUUCUUAUAUACUGCUGCCUUGCAGUUUUUGGCUGUCUUGCUAGCUGAAGAAGGUAGGAGAAAAUUAAAGAAUGAGCAGAGUUCUUUUCCAAGCCCAACAAUAACCAAACAUCUUGAUGGAUCUGAUGGAAAGAAAGCCUCUGGAAAGCACUUGUGUGAUGUAGUCUUACAGAGCUAUGAGGGUAAUUCAUCGGAGAGUUUUGUGAGGAAAAUGUCAGCAAAUGCUUUGAUGUCACUACUAGCUGUCAGUACCAGUGCCCAGAAACAUGCAUUACAAGCUGGAUUUCUUGAUAGCUGUAUUGAGCAAAUGAAGCAGAUCCAUGCACAACUGAACUUGGAUUACAUGCAAACUGAAAAAACAGGACAAAGGAAGAAGGAGGAAACUCUCAUCAAGGAGCUGAAGACAACAAUGCAGAUCCUGAGAAACUGUCUUUAUCGAAAUAACGAAUGCAAAAUUGCAGCAGUAGAGUCUCGUCUAGCCAUCAUUAUUUACUCCUUGUGGCCUUGGUUUGUGAUGGAUGAUGUUCUUAUGCAGGCAGCAUUACAGCUGCUCUCUGUCUUCACAGCAAAUUGCCCUGCAGCUUGUGGCUCAGUUUGCUGGGUAAGUAGUGUGCAGUAUUCACAGACUUCACAGAGAGGACCCACAGGCAACACACUGAUGCAUGCAGUCAUGAAGAUAUCCUCACAGAAGGUUCCAGGCAACAGUGUUAUCCAGCAGCUGGCCUUUACUGUACUCUCCAACCUUGCCGUGAGUCAUGAUUGCAGGGGAGUGUUACAGAAGAGUAACUUCUUACAGCACUUCGUAUCACUGCCUCUUCCUAAACUUGGAAGUAAAAAACUUAGUACUGUGACAACCCUGUGGCUGAAACUUUUACUGAACAUUUCAUUUGGUGAUGAUGGACAGCAAAUGAUAGUAAAAUUUAAUGGAUGUUUGGAGUUGCUGACUGAAAUGACUCGAUGCAAACACAAGUGCAGCCAACCAGUGGCACUGCUAAUUCUUCAUAAUAUUUGCUUCAGCCCAACAAGCAAGCCUAAAAUCCUAGCCAGUGACAGCAUCAUAACAACAUUGGCAUCUUGCUUGGAAAGCGACAGUCUUAUGAUCCAAACCAUAGGUGCCUCAGCACUUUGGGCUUUGAUGUAUAACAACCAAAAGGCAAAGGUGCCAUUAAAGAACCCAUCAGUGAGGAGACGUGUGGAUGAGGCUUACUCUUCAGUAAAGAAAAUCAUUUCAGAAGCAGAUGAUGACCCUCUGAGACUUUAUAACCUCAAAUGCCUUGAUGCACUAACAAGACUUCUGAAUCUUUAAGAAAUUCCUAAUGUUAGACAUCUUAAUCAUGAAAUUGUUUUGUUUUACAAAUCUAUUUUUCUAAUAAAGAAUUUUAUACCAGGGAAUUAAGAGCCUGAUAUUUUGCUAGCAAAGAAUUUUAUACAAAAGAAAUAAGAACUUAUUUUGCUUGCCGAUGCACUAUUCAC